AUGACCCUCGUCGGAGCUGAUUAUCGUGCAAUUCUGAAUGCCACAUACACUACCAUGACCGCGUCUACCACUACCGCUGUCGAGAAACUGCAAUUGGCCAACCAACUACGUGGCCAAUGCUAUGAAGCACUUAAGCAGUCAGGCAGAUUUGAAGAGUUUGUUGAACGACUUAACUACUGCAAUGCACAAAACUACCUCAACCUAUCGGCACUUGAUACGGCCAACAUUAUCGCACUUGUGUCGAAGGCCGGUAUUGUACGCGGACUACAGUUAUGGCAGAACGGGGCUAUGCCCUCGAUCGGACCAGGACGCGGCCGAGGCCGACCCAGAGGCCGAGGUCGCGGAUCGUUCAGAGGACGUGGCAGCAACUAG
Molecule: messenger RNA, 372 nt
Organism: Gregarina niphandrodes
Lineage: Eukaryota; Apicomplexa; Conoidasida; Eugregarinorida; Gregarinidae
Exons: 1
Coding region: 1-372 (123 amino acids)
Source: RefSeq, a predicted model, not a curated record